Xenia sp. Carnegie-2017 is the source of this 3104-nucleotide messenger RNA. Its product is annotated as cytoplasmic polyadenylation element-binding protein 4-like. Gene Ontology annotation, molecular function: translation factor activity, RNA binding; mRNA 3'-UTR binding; mRNA regulatory element binding translation repressor activity. NCBI's taxonomy places the organism in Eukaryota, Metazoa, Cnidaria, Anthozoa, Malacalcyonacea, Xeniidae. The record is from RefSeq and is a predicted model, not a curated record. The coding region runs from base 97 to 1971 and encodes 624 amino acids. Gene Ontology annotation, biological process: negative regulation of cytoplasmic translation. The transcript has 9 exons. Gene Ontology annotation, cellular component: neuron projection; nucleus; cytoplasm.
AAAAGCUCAGAGGACACAAUACAUCCACCUGCUCGCUACGUCGAUUAUUUUCUUAGUUUUGUACAUGAAGACAAGGCACGAGAUUCUUACGGCGGUAUGGAUGAGUUGAGUCAUGCAAUAGCAAGAGAGUUGACACCAGUUAACUUUCAAAACUCUGAGAACAACACCAGUUUGUUUGUAAGACCUUUGAAAGACGACAUUUCUCAAGAAAAGACAACGAUUUCGGAACAAGUGUGCUUAACAGAGGACGAUUUCCUCAACGAAAACAAGUUUCGAAAUUCGUUUAGCCUCCAGUCUCCACUCGCUUCAGACAACAAUAAAAAACCAAAUAUUUCAAGCGAACUAAGGACAAGCUACACAAGUAGUAGUACAUCAACUAACUCUAUGUUUCAUAAUCUUACUCCAGGCAGUUUGUGGACUACGCCAACCAGCGAAGAUAUACAAUCUCAGACAAUAGCAAUGUCUUUCACUGGCAAUCAACCCAAUCAUUUUCACUUAUCGAAACAGAGCAGAAUUCCAAACACAAAUUAUCCAACGAUGAUGUCGACACAUCCAGGCAAACGAAACAUAAAUGGCUACUCUUUCUUGCCAAUAGGCAGUCCUUCAAAGCCUCUAUCACCGUGGAAUGGGACUUCCAAUGGACAUCAAGUUUCUCCUUGGCAACAGUUUACGGGAUCUUCUGGACCUUGGCCAUAUCACUCUACAACAAGUUACUCGACAAUGACAAAUCAAGCGAGCGUAAUUGGUCAAAGACAUAGUAUGGGAAACAGUCGGUCGCCAUUUUCACCCUUGACCCCAAGACAAGUUCGUGGACACCGAUCACCAUUGAACGGUCUGUAUUCGCGAUCCGUUUGUACGACAACAAAUCUAACACAAGGCCUGCAAGGAAUGAGUCUCUCUGAGAGACCCAUUGAUGGAACAGUUGUAGGCGACUCAGGAAUACUUGGUAUAUCAGGAAAUUUAACGGAACUAUCAAACUCACUCUACACGGAAAAAAACAAUCAACCAAAACUGUCAAAUCUAGAAAGUAGUUUACUUGACAUUAUAAAAUCUCCAUCAACAGAGUGCUCAGAUAAUUUAACAGCUUUCCGAGCACAACUGCAAAGAAAAUCUUACAAUCAAGACCAAACAGUACCUUCUCUGGGCUCUUCUUUAAAUACAUCGCCAAAAUCCGAAGAUUUACUAGAACGAUACUCGAGGAAAGUCUUCGUUGGUGGCCUUCCUCCAGAUAUAGAUGAAGUUGAAAUUCAUGCCAGUUUCUGUAAAUUUGGGAAUCUCACUGUCGACUGGCCACAUAAAGCUGAGAGUAAAUCAUACUUUCCACCCAAAGGUUAUGCAUUUCUACUGUUCUUGGAAGAGAUUUCUGUGCAACGUUUGAUAGAGUCUUGCAUUGAACAAGAUGGUAAACUCUAUUUGUGUGUGUCGAGUCCAACAAUCAAAGACAAACCUGUUCAAAUACGUCCCUGGUCAUUAGCCGAUGCCGACUUCGUUAUGGAUGCAUCACAAGUAUUGGAUCCACGAAAAACCAUAUUUGUUGGUGGUGUACCUCGUCCAUUACGAGCGGUGGAGCUGGCGUUGAUUAUGGAUCGUCUUUAUGGAGGUGUGUGUUAUUCAGGGAUUGAUGUGGAUCCUGAGCUCAAGUAUCCUAAAGGUGCUGGUCGUGUAGCAUUUUCCAAUCAACAGAGUUACAUUGCAGCAAUCAGCGCUCGUUUUGUUCAACUACAACAUGGAGACAUUGACAAAAGGGUUGAAGUAAAACCAUAUGUUUUGGAUGAUCAAAUGUGCGAUGAAUGUCAUGGAAUUUGCUGUGGAGGAAAAUUCGCACCAUUUUUCUGUGCUAAUGUCACGUGUUUACAGUACUAUUGUGAGCAUUGUUGGUCCUUGAUCCACUCUAGGCCAGGGCGCGAGUAUCAUAAGCCGCUGGUCAAAGAAGGGGCAGACAGACCUCGAAGUUUGCCCUAUAGAUGGUGAAAAAUGCAUGAAUUUUUUUUAUUUCCAUAUGUUAAACUAAGUACCAGCAAGUGAUUAUUAUGUAUAGCGAUUCAUUUUUUCUAAAAUUGAAGAGGAUCAAGAUAAUUUUCAACGUCAUUUGUGGUUAUAUUUUCAUGUCAAAUCGCUAUACAAUCAUAUCACUUUAAAUUUUAUCCUUCGUUAUUUCAACCACGCAUGUGCUGGUCUCGGUGUUUGUGUUCCAUUGCUAUUGUUAAUUCUGGUUUACAUGAAGUUUAAGCUUCGGAAUAGUUGGGUUAUUUUAAUUUCAAAAGUUAUAUUCUUAAAUUUGUAUACUAAAAAAUAUCAAGUUAUUUUACCAUAAUUUUCAAAAAAGAAUAAUAUAUUUUAGAUGCAGACAAAGUACUCAAAAAUUUCAUAAAAUGAUAUUUAACUUGGGUAGCUAUAUAACGUCAUAAUGACGGCAAAAUUUUAGUUCAAAUCAAUGAACAAUCACUUUUCUGGCUUUGAGUGCUUGAUGCUAUUUUAAAUGAAAAAAAAAAUCGAAUUAUAAAGAUUUUUUCAAUAAAUCAUUUAUAUAAAGUAAAAUUUCAAACUUAAAAAAUAUGAUGAUGAUGGUUUUUGAGCAGAUAGUCAUAGAGGGGGAUAAAAUGAAAUCAAAAGUUAAGUUAAAAAGUUUUCGUGAUUUUUCAUGGUAUAAUCGUAUUAAUAGAUCUAUCAUUUCUCAACAUGAUAAACUUCAAUGUAUCUAAAUUCAUAUUUUAUGUCAAAAUAUCAUAAGAGAUAAAUUCUUUUUUUCUAUUGUUUUUUCAUCUAUCAGCUUGUAAACAUUUGCGAUACUUUUUGCACUAAAUGUUUGAAUUCAUUGCAAACAUUAUUUGUCAUGUUCAUUAUUACCACUGUAAAAAAUGAGUUGUUAAAAUUUAUAUAAGGAGGAAGGUUACCGCCAUUUUUUAGUCUUUUUGCUAAAUAUACCAUGUAAGUAAUGAUUAUAUAUAUUGGCGACAUGUAAACUAGUUUGUAGUUUGAUAUAAGUGAAAGCACUCCAUUUAUUUAUGAAAUUUAUCGUUAAUAUAGUUUGUUUUGAUGUAAUUAAUGUAAAUUGUUUGAAGAUAUUUUGAUGGUUAUUUAAAAUAUAUUCAUUAAAAACUCAA